GCAUUUGUGGACUGAAGUUCGUUUUCUGUCUACUUCCUCGUUUUGUCUAUCCCGAGUACAGCACGGAAAUUUAGACAACUAUCAACUAAAGUAUAUUUAUCUGUAGGAACUGUUUAGCUUCCUAACAUGUCAAAGCCUCCUCCCAAACCAGCAAAACCAGGCCAAGUGAAAGUGUUCAGGGCCCUAUUCACCUUUGACCCCAGAACACCAGAUGAGUUGUACUUCGAAGAGGGGGAUAUAUUAUACAUAUCUGACACGAGUGACAGUAAUUGGUGGAAGGGAACCUGCAGGGGGAGAACUGGCCUGAUCCCCAGUAACUAUGUGGCCGAGCAGGCUGAAUCCAUAGACAACCCCAUGCACGAAGCAGCCAAACGCGGUAACCUGAGCUGGCUAAGGGAGUGUUUGGAGAAUAAGGUGGGAAUUAAUGGACUGGACAAGGCAGGAAACACCGCCCUCUACUGGGGAUGUCAUGGAGGACAUCGAGAUGUGGUGGAGAUCUUGCUGAGCCAGCCUAACAUUGAGCUGAACCAACAGAAUAAGCUGGGUGACACAGUAUUGCACGCGGCUGCCUGGAAAGGCUACAGUGACAUAGUGGAGAUGCUGCUCAACAAAAAUGCCAGGACGGACCUUCUGAACAACGAGAAGAAACUUGCACUGGAUAUGGCCACAAAUGCUCAGAGUGCGUCCCUGCUGAAGAGGAAGCAGGGCAGCGCCGUCUCCCGCACUCUAAGCAACGCAGAGGAGUAUCUGGACGAUGAGGACUCGGACUGAGGAGGAGGCCGAAAGAUGGAGUGUGCUGUCCAGCAGUGCUGUCUGUCAGGGACGCAGGAUGAUGGAGUGGAGUUACUGCACCACGGCUGGGUGGCCUUGUCCCCCCAGCCCUAUGGUGUGUCAGCUCUGGUUUUUAUCAC
Sardina pilchardus (European sardine) is the source of this 911-nucleotide messenger RNA. RefSeq names its product osteoclast stimulating factor 1 (gene ostf1). Gene Ontology annotation, biological process: signal transduction. Lineage: Eukaryota; Metazoa; Chordata; Actinopteri; Clupeiformes; Clupeidae. The record is from RefSeq and is a predicted model, not a curated record. Gene Ontology annotation, molecular function: protein binding. Bases 127 to 771 code for a protein of 214 amino acids. The transcript has 10 exons.